AUGAAAAAGUGGCAGCUGUUUCAGCAGAUUGAUCAGUCUUUCCAGAUUCACCGUAGCUAUGGAAGCAUGCUUGAUGGUGAAUCUGACGAACUAAAGUUUAUCAUCUUCCUCUACCUGCUUGACAACGACACUUCGUGGAUGAUACUGGCUAGCUCUGGAGUUGGUGUCUGCAUCGAGUUCUGGAAAAUAGGGAAAGCCAUGCGGAUUGAGGUUGAUCGAAGUGGGAUGAUUCCAAGAUUGAGGUUCCACGACCGUGAAUCCUAUGCAAGCAACAAGACCAAGGAGUAUGACGACAUCGCCAUUAAAUUCUUAUCCUAUGUGCUCCUCCUCCUUGUUGUGGGUUUCUCCAUAUAUUCACUUGCCUAUGAACGCCACAAGAGCUGGUACUCAUGGAUCCUAUCUUCACUAACGAGCUGCGUCUACAUGUUUGGUUUCAUAAUGAUGUGUCCUCAAUUGUUCAUCAACUAUAAGCUGAAGUCAGUAGCACAUUUACCAUGGAGGCAAAUGACAUAUAAGUUCCUCAACACAAUCAUCGACGAUCUCUUUGCUUUUGUCAUCAAAAUGCCAAUGCUGCAUCGCCUUUCUGUCUUCCGAGAUGGUGAAUACAAAUCCAUCUUCCCUGAGUUUAUUGAUGCAUAUGUGAUAUUCUUAAUAUACUUGUACCAGAGAUGGGUUUAUCCUGUGGACAAAAGACGUGUCAACGAGUUUGGUUUUGGAGGUGGGGAUGAGUCUGUGGAUACAAAGAAGAUCUCUGACCAAAAAGAUGACAAGAAAACAAACUAA
Arabidopsis lyrata subsp. lyrata is the source of this 783-nucleotide messenger RNA. Its product is annotated as CLPTM1-like membrane protein cnrB. The record is from RefSeq and is a predicted model, not a curated record. NCBI's taxonomy places the organism in Eukaryota, Viridiplantae, Streptophyta, Magnoliopsida, Brassicales, Brassicaceae. Bases 1 to 783 code for a protein of 260 amino acids. Gene Ontology annotation, cellular component: membrane; endomembrane system. The transcript has 5 exons.